Messenger RNA from Boleophthalmus pectinirostris (great blue-spotted mudskipper), 843 nucleotides. RefSeq names its product polyamine-modulated factor 1 (gene pmf1). The transcript has 5 exons. NCBI's taxonomy places the organism in Eukaryota, Metazoa, Chordata, Actinopteri, Gobiiformes, Gobiidae. Gene Ontology annotation, cellular component: MIS12/MIND type complex. The record is from RefSeq and is a predicted model, not a curated record. Bases 71 to 748 code for a protein of 225 amino acids. Gene Ontology annotation, biological process: chromosome segregation.
UUUGGCCAAUCCUCCACCCGUACUUCUGGCGGGCAAAGCAAAACAUAAACAACAGAAACGUGUGGUGAAAAUGGAGCAAAAAGACGACAAUUUCAGCGAAGAAACCGAGGAUGAAACUAAGAAUCAGAAAAUAAGUAAAGCUCAAAAAACGUCAAGUAAAAAGUCUAAAUCUCAAACCGGGAGUAGUACGACGACGGACCACGAAGUAGAAGCUCGAUUUAGCCGAAUAAAACUCUUCGAGAAAGUGAUGCAAAAAAGCUUGGAGAAUUUUGUUGAACUUGCCAGUUUUAACAGAUUCACUAGUACCUUUCGGCCACUUUACAAGAAAAACCCACAGCGUAUGGAAAACAUAUAUAAACAGUUUAUCGAAGAACUGAAGGGAGCCAUUCAGGAUGACAUUAUCAGAUUAAUUGAAGAAGGAGGCUUAGAGACUAAACUCAAUGAACUGGAUAAACUGGAGAAUGCUGCCAAGAGUAAAACAGAUCCUGCAUGGCGUCCCUCUGGUGUACCUGAACAGGACCUUUGCAGUUUUCUGAUGCCGUACUAUCAAAAACAGGAAGCCUACAUGAAACUAGAGCUUAAAAAAAUCCAAGCUGAAAAUGUUGCCCUAGCAGAAAAAGUCCUGGCAGGGAGAGAGCUUCUUUGUCAGACUGACCACCAUAUUUCAGCAGCUGUGGAAGACUUGAAGGUAUCUGUGACAGAUUUUGAAAAACUGGCAUCUGCCCUCAGUCCUAAUGUUGAUGUGUAAAGUUCAUUCUGUGAAUUGUAAUGCAAUGUAAAUCUGUGUUUGUUGAUUUUACUUUUGCUUUCAUGCAAAUAAAUAUUUCUCCUGCUCCAACAUUA